AGGCCAGAGAUAAAUGCUAACAUAACCAUAACAAAGAAAACAUUUAAGCCCGCGGUCUCUUCCCCUAGUAAGUCACGUAGCGCAGGUCAGGAAUGGCUUGGCUUCAAAAUGUGGCUUUUUUUUCCUGCUCCCUCCUUCAGCUGCACUUUUCCCGCGACACACUUCAGUCACAAGAUGAAUGCAGUCAGCUACAGCAUGACAUAGACAAGCUAUAGACAGUUGAGAGAGGAAGAAGUCAGUGGCACCCUCACCUCAGACAAGACAAAGCUAACAAUUGAUAAUGAAAGACACACUUCAGUCACAAGAUGAAUGCAGUCAGCUACAGCAUGACAUAGACAAGCUAUAGACAGUUGAGAGAGGAAGAAGUCAGUGGCACCCUCACCUCAGACAAGACAAAGCUAACAAUUGAUAAUGAAAGCGGUGCCUGAGAAGCGAUGCCUUCACCCACGCAGUUUUCACCACGAUGGAGGAGUGCCCACACUUCCAGGACCUUACUGUUAAGAGGUUCCUGAAGACCCUACUUGAGCACAACCGCCGAGACAUUCUCUCCAAGCUGGAGAAGUUUGUGCGCCUGAGUGAGUCGCUUCAGUGUCUUGGCGAACAUAACAACAUGAGAACAUGAGGGGAGCUGCAAGGAGCCAUCAGGCCUGCACAUGGCACUUCCUCAAUUGAAUGUGUCUACCUAUUUCUACUUAUCCCUAUCCCUAGAUUUGUGUAUCUUCUUUUAAAAUCUCCCUAGUGACUCAGCACUAACAACCUGAUUACUGAGUCUGUUCUUUUCAUCCACCACUCUUUGAGAAUUAGUUCCUUGCACUCUGCUGCUUUGACUGGCCACUACUGCAUGAGCCUGUCUUGACUCCCUGACAUCUCAGUCACUUGAUUCAAAUGUCUGAUUAAUUAGUUAUAAUAAAUCAAUUGGAAGUUUGUUUGAUAAGACUGUGGGCCUGUGUAGCCAUGGAAGAUAUUGACUAUUGAAAUCUUGAGAACACUGUGUUGAAAUCUGUCACAUUAUUCACAGAGCCAGGGAGUGAUGCUGCUAAGACCUUCACUGUCUAUCCAGAGGGAUCCGCAGGUGCUGGUGGUGGAAUCUUGCUUGGACAGUGUGCCUGUAACACACAGGCACAUUUCUCCAAAAGGUGACACAUUAUCUUUCAGAAUGGCUUCACUCCUGCAAAACAACUGUGUACUUUUCUCUCACAAAUCCACACACAGCAGGAACAUUUUCCUAAGAGGAUGCUGUUCUUAUGUGUUGCAGUGCUGUGUCUCUCACUUUCAACAAGCUCUAGUGGAAGUUAAGGGGAGUUUCAAUAGUGUUUUUAUGGUUUGAUUGACUGAACAUUGGUGACAUUCCUCAGGUUGACGCUGUGCUGCCGGUACUGUCGCCUCAGCUUCUGCGUCAGAUUCAGAACAGAGACUUCAGCAGAGAGAUUCAGAACAGAGACUUCAGCAGAGAGAGUGAGUGGGAGAAACGCUACAACUGCUUUGCCCACUCGAUGAUGCUAGACCAGCAUGUGGAGUACGGGAGCAAGAAUGGGUUCUGCCGUGCCGUUUGUCCUGCCAGAUUCCCGGAGGAGAGCCAGGGAGUGAUGCUGCUAAGACCUUCACUGUCUAUCCAGAGGGAUCCGCAGGUGCUGGUGGUGGAAUCUUGCUUGGACAGUGUGGAUGGCAAGCAGUCAGGGUUCCAGUCAAAGGUGGUGGUGAUCCAUGCCCAGGACACCAGGGAGGAUGCACUGCAGCUUGCAUCUCAGCUGAGGAAUCCCAUGGAGGGCAACAGAUUGUAUGUGUUGCUUCUGCAAGAGUCUAAGAAGAACACACAAGUUAAGAGCAGCCUGAGGUGUGAUCCAUGGAACAGCAUCCACAAGUGGUUCAUCAAGGUUGAUGCUGUGCUGCCGGUACUGUCGCCUCAGCUUCUGCGUCAGAUUCAGAACAGAGACUUCAGCAGAGAGAGUGAGUGGGAGAAACGCUACAACCGCUUUGCCCACUCGAUGAUGCUAGACCAGCAUGUGGAGUACGGGAGCAAGAAUGGGUUCUGCCGUGCCGUUUGUCCUGCCAGAUUCCCGGAGGAGACCAGCAGCAGCAGCAGCAGCAGCAGCAGCAGCAGCAGCAGCAGCAGCAGCAGCAGCAGCAGCACACAAGAGGUGUUUUCUGUAUGAUGAUGAUAAUGGAAAAACAUGUUAUAAGCAGGGCAACGUAAUGAAAUUCAGUGAAUGGACGUGUGUGCGUGGCUGCAAUCACUAUGAAAUUAAGUUGAAAAUAAGAAAUAUAUUACUUUACAGAAAGGAAUGCUUAGAGUGAAUGAAAUUACUGUAAUGAAUGAAUGGAAAUAAAGUUGUGAGUCAUUAAAUGAUUAGGAAAAGAAGCUGUGAAUAGGUGCAUUAUUGUUAUUACUGAAAGGAAGAAUAUUUGUAGGAUAUGUCAUGUAUAUUAUCAAAGUGUUUUCAUUCUUACUUUCUUCUUUCUCUUUCAUCUUUUCUUAGUAUAUUUAAGUGAAUUUCUCUCUCUCUCUCUCUCUCUCUCUCUCUCUCUCUCUCUCUCUCUCUCUCUCUCUCUCUCUCUCUCUCUCUCUCUCUCUCUCUCUCUCUCUCUCUCUCCAGCCAUCUCUUCUCUCUCCUUCCAUCUUUUUCUUAGUAUAUUUAAGUGAAUUUCUCAGAUCUCUCUCUCUCUCUCUCUCUCUCUCUCUCUCUCUCUCUCUCUCUCUCUCUCUCUCUCUCUCUCUCUCUCUCUCUCUCUCUCUCUCU
This is a messenger RNA of Scylla paramamosain (green mud crab), 2738 nucleotides long. RefSeq lists its product as uncharacterized. The coding region runs from base 1494 to 2153 and encodes 219 amino acids. The transcript is spliced from 8 exons. Lineage: Eukaryota; Metazoa; Arthropoda; Malacostraca; Decapoda; Portunidae. The record is from RefSeq and is a predicted model, not a curated record.